This is a messenger RNA of Spinacia oleracea (spinach), 1439 nucleotides long. Its product is annotated as protein S40-6. Bases 754 to 1287 code for a protein of 177 amino acids. The record is from RefSeq and is a predicted model, not a curated record. The transcript has 4 exons. Lineage: Eukaryota; Viridiplantae; Streptophyta; Magnoliopsida; Caryophyllales; Amaranthaceae.
CUGAUCAGGACACUUGUUCUGCUGUGAAUUCUAGAUGGUAAUUUAUGAACAUUAUGAAGAAUCUCUGCAGUUCAAUUCGGUUAGCUUCUACUUUGUCAUGGUACCUGAGAAUCUUCAGAAGAAGCUGCUACUUUGGAAGUUUUUGUAUGUCACUUUAACAAGGAUAAAUACAUCAUCUAUCAGUUACUGAGAACUAAUGGUGCACUAUUAACUUCAGGGAUGACUAAACAUAACUUUCUGCAGGCACAACCUGACAUGGAAUCUCAACUUCGUGGAUUUGCAAAGGAUUGAUAAUUGGGGAGUUACUGGUCUGUCCAAUUCUGAACAAGUUAAGGCCCGGGCAACGGAAAAAUGCACGCAUGUGAAGCGUGUCAUUAGUCAUAUAGGAUAGACUUGUUAUGGCUUUUGCAAAGAUGGUAUUCUACGGUGCUUUUUCAAUUGUCAAAUCCAAGAGAAGAGAGAUUCUCAUUUUCUUCUAAUUCAAUAACAAGUGGUAGACAGUGAUAUGGAAAAUUUGGCAGCUUGUAGGAGCUUGGAAAUUGGAAGCAUUGCAUCAAACAUCAUUUCAAGAUUCUGUCCUUGCUACCAUUGUUGUUUAAUGCUCCUCUUGCACUAUUGGCUUCUGGGUUAUAGCUGGCAAGUCCAAAAGGAACUGCAAUAAUUAAAGCCUUUUCUACUUUCCUCAAAUUUCUGAAUUUAUAGAGGCAGAAGCAAUCAACUCUUCUUGUAAGUAAAAUAAGACACAUCAAAAUAAUGGAGAAUAAUAGGUAUAAUUGGAGGCAGUACAGAGGUGAAGAGUUCCAAGAAGAAGAUGUGUGGGCAGUGAUCAAAGAGAAUGGUGAAACAACGAACAAUCAUCUUAGAAAUCCACGUUCAAUCUCAAGACGCCUUCCAAGUGCAGCAAGGAUGAUUCCAGGAGUUCAGAAACAUCAACACAUUGAUGAUAACAGUAAUAAUGAGUCUGAAUUGGUGCAGAGUUCAGCACCUGUCAACAUUCCUGACUGGUCUAAAAUCUAUGGAAAAAGUCCAGUAAAGAAGAUGAAUUAUGGUGGUUGUUCCUCAUCCUUUGAUUAUGAAGAUGACAAUGAUUAUGAUCUUGUUCUUGAAGAUGACAAUGAAGAGUAUGCGGGUGAUGGUAGAUUGCCCCCGCAUGAAUGGUUGGCUAAGAAGCUUGCUAGGAGUCAGAUUUCAUCAUUUUCUGUUUGUGAAGGUGUUGGGAGGACUCUUAAAGGGAGAGAUCUAAGUAGGGUGAGGAAUGCUAUUUUGUCAAAAACUGGGUUUCUUUGAUUUCUCUCAAAUUAUGCAAAUCUAAUGCAUCAUGUAAUACUAGUAUUUCACUAUGUUGUAGCUUUGGCCAUAUUUUUGUAUAGUUGGGUAGAUUUUUUGCAAAUUUCUUACUAGUUCAAAUCUAUGAAUAUUGCAAUUACUCCACUUUUUAA